AUGUCCGGCACCGACACGCGUAGUCCAGGCAUCCAGUGCUAUGACAUUGUCAUCGUGGGCGCUGGGCCGGCAGGCCUCAUGCUUUCGACGUGCCUGGCUCGCUGGGGCUACAGCAUCAAGCACAUUGACAACCGGCCAGAGCCCACUCGCACCGGCCGAGCCGAUGGCAUCCAGCCGCGCUCUCUGGACCUCUUGCGGAACAUGGGCCUCAAGGCUGACAUCAUGGCACACAAGCCCGCGCGCGUCUACGAGGUGGCGUUUUGGGGCCCCUCCAAGUCUGACCACGGCAUCGUCAGGACAGGCACUUGGGCCAGCUGUCCAACCUUCAUUGAUGCCCGGUAUCCCUUUACGACUCUGCUCCACCAGGGCCAUAUAGAGAGAGUCUUUCUCCGCGACCUCGGGAGCAACGGCGUCGAUGUGCAGCGGCCCUGGACGAUCCGGGGCUUCCGCUCAGUCGAAAACGAGGAUCCCGACUACCCUGUCCACGUGCAUCUCGAGCAUGUCGACGGACGUGCCGCAGAGACUGUGCGGGCCAAAUACCUCUUUGGCGGCGAUGGUGCCAAGUCAUUCAUCCGACAGCAGCUCCAGAUAGGGUUUCAGCAUCGCGAUCCCAUCGAGCACGUCUGGGGCGUCAUGGAUGGCGUAGUCCGGACGGAUUUCCCCGACAUCAAGAUGAAAUGCACCGUCCACAGCCAGCACGGCUCCAUCAUGGUGAUUCCGCGAGAAGACGGCAUGGUCCGUCUGUACAUCCAGCUAGCCUCGUCGACGGAUGCCGACUGGAACCCGAGGAAAAGAGCUACCGAGACGCAGGUUCAAGAGUCGGCCAAGAGGAUCCUGCGGCCAUACUCGAUCGACUGGCAGCGCGUCGAGUGGUUCUCGGUAUAUCCCAUAGGCCAGGGCAUCUCAAAUCAUUACACCCUGGACCAACGCGUGUUUCUGGGUGGCGAUGCCUGCCAUACUCACAGCCCCAAAGCGGGACAAGGCAUGAACACGGCCUUCUCGGAUGCGAUAAACCUGGCGUGGAAGAUCCAUGCUGUCGAGGGUGGCUUUGCGGACCGCGGCCUUCUUGAGACGUACCAGUCGGAGCGAAAAGGCAUGGCAGAGAGCCUCCUCGACUUUGAUAACCGAUACGCAAAGCUUUUCUCCCAGCGGCCGCCGGCUCGAGACGAUAUGCGGGUGGCGUCGGCUGACGGCGAAGAGGCCGACGAGGGCAGUGAUGACGACUUCAUCAAGACUUUCAAGGACUCUUGCCGCUUCACCAGUGGAUAUGGCGUUCUGUACGGGCCAAACGCCUUGAACUGGUCUGCGAGCCACCCGGCCCAGUCGCCGCUGAUUCAUCCCAAGACGACUAGGCUGGUACCAGGAGGCAUCUUCAUAAACGCGGACGUGACGAGGGUCGUGGAUGCCAACAUGGUCCAUCUUGAACAAGAGGCUCUGCGAGAUUUUGCAAAGGGUCUCGGCCACAAGCGAUCGUUUUACGCAGCAUACGCGCGGUUGGACUCGGAUCAGCUCUCUGGCGACGAGAUUCACAACCCCCACAGCCGUUUCUACACGUUGUGCACUGUGCUGGCCGUCAAGAGGGCCCGAGUCGAUAUCUCACGCGACGUCCCCGGGGUCCUGGCUCGCUAUCGAGACCACAUCUACGCAGACGAUGUGUGGGACCGCCGCGUGCCCGACGCAAAAGCCGCAGCGCACGCCAAGAUGGGAUUGGACGAGGCGAGGGGCGGCGUUGUCGUGGUUCGGCCAGACGGGCACGUUGGCGUGGUAAUAAGCCUUGUUGAAGGAAACGGCACCGUCAACGCCCUCGACGUGUAUUUUUCGGCAUUCUGCACCCAACCGCUUGGAGGGUUCGCGCCGCAUCUGUAG
This is a messenger RNA of Hirsutella rhossiliensis, 1866 nucleotides long. RefSeq names its product FAD binding domain-containing protein. The record is from RefSeq and is a predicted model, not a curated record. The transcript is spliced from 5 exons. NCBI's taxonomy places the organism in Eukaryota, Fungi, Ascomycota, Sordariomycetes, Hypocreales, Ophiocordycipitaceae. The coding region runs from base 1 to 1866 and encodes 621 amino acids. Gene Ontology annotation, molecular function: FAD binding.